AUGGCGAACUUCCUAUACUUGACGGCGUUCUCGAUAGCGGCUGCGUACAUAGCUGCUCGAAGUGCUUUCCCCUACGCUGCGUUGAUCGGGUUUUUGAUCCCGUUCAGCUAUGCCAUCUUCCUGGUCUUCGUCUAUCCUUUCUACUUCAGCCCAUUCCGCCACCUGCCUGAGCCAAAGGGUGCGAAGUUCCCCUGGGCACACGCCUCAGAAAUUCUAGAAAACCGCAACGGACCCGCGUACCGAAAAUGGAUGACCACGGUGCCGAACGGCGGCAUGAUGCGCUUGAGGGUGUUGUUCAACCAGGAGCGUUUGUUGUUGACUUCUCCUGAGGCGAUGAAGGAGGUUCUUGUGCAGAAGACUUAUGAGUUUCAUAAGCCUUCGCAGCCGACGUUUUUGUUUCGGCAGUUGCUUGGGAAUGGGAUUUUGGUGGCCGAGGGGGCGGAGCAUAAGGAGCAACGAAAAGCGCUUCUGCCAGCCUUCUCAUUCCGACAUAUCAAGGAGCUCUACCCCCUGUUCUGGAACAAGGCUAGAGAGUCCACAGAGGAGAUCGCCAAAGCAUCCAAGUCUUCUUCAGAAUCCGGUCCAGAGCCUCAGAAAGCGUACGAGUGGGCAAGUCGAACGACUCUAGACAUCAUCGGUCAAUCAGGUCUUGGUUACGACUUCAACGCAACAUCCAAUCCAGACGGAAAGAUUGUCCAAAACUAUCGACUCAUCUUCGACAACGAGCCACCAAACUUCCGAUGGACAUUUGUCGGCAUAUGGGCACCACUGGAGCUCAUGUGGUACUUGCGGCUGCCACCGUUAAGCUACGGCAAGACCAUAGCGGACUCGAUUCGAAGCUUUCUCACGAAACGAGUGCAAGAGAAGCGGGGGCUCCUAGAGAAGGACGCCGCCUCUCAAAUCGACAUCAUGUCCAUCGCCAUGAAGUCCGGCCAGUUCAGCGACGCAGAAGUCGUAGACCAAAUGAUGACAUUCCUCGCCGCGGGCCACGAGACGACCGCAUCGGCCUUGACAUGGGCGAUCUACCAGCUCUGCAACUUCCCCAAGAUCCAAGACCGGCUACGUGAAGAACUUCGAUCCUCACUCCCCUCGAUCAAAGACCACAACUCCACAAUCACCGCCCAACAGAUCGAGUCUCUACCCUACCUCAACGCCGUCUGCAACGAAAUCCUCCGCUUCAUCCCCUCCGUCCCCACAACCGUCCGCGACGCCCUCGUCGACACCACCAUCCAGGGCCAAUUCAUCCCAAAGGGCACAAGAAUCUUCCUCUCCCCCUGGGCGAUGAACACAUCCCCCACGCUCUGGGGUCCCGACGCCCAAGAAUUCAACCCCGACCGCUGGAUGGCAGACGGCACAGCGAACUCGGGAGGCAGUAAGAACAACUUCGCGUUCCUGACUUUCUUGCACGGUCCCAGGAGCUGUAUCGGGAAAGAUUUCGCCAAGGCGGAGUUUUUGUGUUUGCUUGCGGCGUGGAUUGCGAGGUUUCGGGUGAGGUGGCCCGAGGGAGAGAGGUUGGAUAUGGAUCUUCAUGGGUGGGUUACUGUGAGGCCGGGGCAUAAAUUGCCGGUUUUGUUUGAGGAGGUUUGA
This is a messenger RNA of Zasmidium cellare ATCC 36951, 1587 nucleotides long. RefSeq lists its product as uncharacterized. Gene Ontology annotation, molecular function: monooxygenase activity; iron ion binding; heme binding. Bases 1 to 1587 code for a protein of 528 amino acids. Lineage: Eukaryota; Fungi; Ascomycota; Dothideomycetes; Mycosphaerellales; Mycosphaerellaceae. The record is from RefSeq and is a predicted model, not a curated record. The transcript has 3 exons.